AUGGUUAAAUCCCCUUAUACACCAGGAAAGUAUCACAUCGCUUAUGGCUUGGCUAAAGCAAGCCGAGGUGAAAACAACGUCCUGAUCUUUGACCUGGGAGGUGGCACAUUUGACGUCUCCAUCCUCACUAUUGAUGACGGGGUCUUUGAGGUGAAGGCUACAGCAGGCGACACCCAUCUGGGUGGAGAAGACUUUGACAACCGAAUGGUGAACCACUUUGUGGAAGAAUUCAAGCACAAGAAGGACAUCAGCCAGAAUAAGAGAGCUCUGAGGAGGCUCAGAACAGCUUGUGAGAGAGCCAAGCGCACCCUGUCCUCCAGCACCCAGGCCAGCAUUGAGAUUGACUCUCUGUAUGAGGGCAUUAACUUCUACACUUCCAUCACCAGGGCUCGCUUUGAGGAACUCUGUUCAGACCUCUUCAGGGGAACCCUUGACCCCGUUGAGAAGGCCCUGAGAGAUUCCAAGCUGGACAAGUCUCAGAUUCAUGAAAUUGUUCUAGUCGGAGGCUCUACACGUAUUCCCAAGGUGCAGAAACUCCUUCAAGACUUCUUCAAUGGGAAGGAGCUAAACAAGAGCAUCAACCCUGAUGAAGCUGUCGCCUAUGGAGCUGCUGUACAAGCUGCCAUCCUGACGGGUGACAAGUCUGAGAAGGUCCAGGAUCUGCUCCUGCUGGAUGUGGCCCCGCUCUCUCUUGGUCUAGAAACAGCCGGAGGAGUGAUGACUGUACUCAUCAAACGCAACACCACCAUCCCCACCAAGCAGACACAGAUCUUCAGCACCUACUCUGACAACCAGCCAGGUGUCCUCAUCCAGGUCCUCGAGGGUGAGAGAGCAAUGACAAAGGACAACAACCUCCUGGGCAAGUUUGAACUGACUGGCAUUCCUCCAGCUCCACGUGGAGUGCCACAAAUUGAAGUCACCUUUGACAUUGAUGCCAACGGAAUCCUCAAUGUGUCUGCUGUGGACAAAAGCUCAGGAAAGCAGAACAAAAUCACCAUCACCAAUGACAAGGGCAGACUGAGCAAAGAGGAAAUAGAGAAGAUGGUGCAGGAGGCAGAAAGGUACAAGGGAGACGAUGAUGUCCAGAGGGAGAGGGUUGCUGCUAAGAACUCUCUGGAGUCCUAUGUCUUCAAUCUGAAGAGCACAGUGGAGGAUGAGAAUAUCAAGGAGAAAAUGAGUGCAUCAGAUAAGAAGGCCAUUGUGGAGAAGUGUAAUGAGGUCCUGUCAUGGCUGGACAAGAACCAGCUGGCUGAGAAAGAGGAGUACAUCCACCAGCAGAAGGAGCUGGAGAGGGCAUGUAACCCUAUCAUCUCCAGAUUGUACCAAGGGGCAGCAGGUGGUGGGAUGCCAGGAGCCAGCUGCAGUACUCAGGCCAGACAGGGCUGCAACCCCGGACCUACCAUUGAGGAGGUGGAUUAA
Molecule: messenger RNA, 1419 nt
Organism: Rana temporaria (common frog)
Lineage: Eukaryota; Metazoa; Chordata; Amphibia; Anura; Ranidae
Product: heat shock 70 kDa protein-like
Exons: 2
Coding region: 1-1419 (472 amino acids)
Biological process (GO): protein refolding; cellular response to unfolded protein
Cellular component (GO): vesicle; cytoplasm; blood microparticle
Molecular function (GO): ATP hydrolysis activity; ATP-dependent protein folding chaperone; misfolded protein binding
Source: RefSeq, a predicted model, not a curated record